GAUACAUGUAUGUAUUUACUGUCUUGCAGAAGGCGAUUUCUAAAAAGACCUUGCUUAGACAUACUGUAUUUACACAGUUAAGAAUUGAUCAGUAUUAUGGAUGACCAAUCCAGUAUUGAAUCUUCAGUUCUAGAGGGAAAUUUGAAGGAACCUAUAGCAAAAGGAUACAUCUGUAGAUCAAGGAAAGAAGCUCUAUACACAAGACAGCUUUUAGCAGUAUCCACAGAUGAUCUGCAGUCAGAGAUAAAGUUUGGAUCAAACAAAUACCUCACCAUGUGUGGACUGGCAGGGAUAUUAAGCUGUGGAAUCACCCACACUGGUGUGGUACCUUUAGAUAUUAUCAAGACAAGGAUGCAGGUUGAUCCAGCAAUUAAGAAUACAAUCCAUGGCUUCAGGGUGACCAUCGCCAAUGAUGGCAUCCGGGGACUUGCAAUUGGCUGGGCACCAACAGCGAUUGGCUACUCUCUGCAGGGCAUGCACAAGUUUGGACUUUACGAGUUCUUUAAGAUCAAGUACUGUGCCGUUCUCGGAGAAGAGUGGUCUUACAAGUACCGAACCUCUGUCUACCUUGCUGCAAGUGCCAGUGCAGAAUUCUUUGCAGAUAUCGCCCUGAGUCCAAUGGAAGCUGCCAAGGUCAGAAUGCAGACACAACCAGGCUUCGCAAGAACCCUGCGGGAAGCAAUGCCAAAGAUGUGGGCACAGGAAGGAUUCUAUAGCUUCUACAAAGGUCUGACACCACUCUGGUUCCGUCAGAUCCCCUACACCAUGAUGAAGUUUGCUUGCUUUGAACGCACGGUGGAAGCCCUGUAUAAGUAUGUCGUGCCCAAGCCUCGGGACGAAUGCACCAAGCCCCAGCAACUGGUGGUGACCUUCGUUGCAGGCUACAUAGCUGGAGUCUUCUGCGUCCUUGUAUCCCAUCCUGCAGAUUCCGUUGUGUUCAAGCUGAACCAAGAUGCAGGAAGUACCAUGGUCCAAGCAGCUAGGUCUCUUGGGAUGUCAGGUCUAUGGAAGGGGUUUGGACCAAGGGUCGUCAUGAUAGGUACCCUGACCGCACUGCAAUGGUUUAUCUACGAUUCGUUCAAGAUCUACUUCCGUAUGCCUCGACCUCCACCACCUGAAAUGCCUGAUAGCCUGAAAGCUAAACUCAACUCUGACAAAAAUUAA
Lytechinus pictus (painted urchin) is the source of this 1164-nucleotide messenger RNA. RefSeq names its product solute carrier family 25 member 3-like. Gene Ontology annotation, biological process: mitochondrial phosphate ion transmembrane transport. Bases 97 to 1164 code for a protein of 355 amino acids. NCBI's taxonomy places the organism in Eukaryota, Metazoa, Echinodermata, Echinoidea, Temnopleuroida, Toxopneustidae. Gene Ontology annotation, molecular function: phosphate transmembrane transporter activity. Gene Ontology annotation, cellular component: mitochondrial inner membrane. The transcript has a single exon. The record is from RefSeq and is a predicted model, not a curated record.